AUAGGGAUGUGGGUUUAAUGUCUAGGUAUUGAAAAAACAGUCUUUAAUGGAGAAUUUUGAUAAUUGUGAUUAAUUAAUGUGCACCGACUAGGGAUUAUACGGUGACAUGUCGUAUGGAAGAGUAGUGGAAAGAAGGAAGGUGGGGAUUGUUUUGUCAAACAGUUACUGAAUUUGUAUAAUAAUAAAAAAAUAUUUUGCUAUUUUUCAAGAAAGGGUGAGGAACACCACAUCACAAGUUGUGCAUAUAUUGCCUUCUUUCCUUCCCACUUUCUUCACUCCUGAGCUGCUGCUGUUCUCUCAUCCUUCAUUCAUUCUGUGAUGCAGAGCAUUGGCAGUCUGUGUCUGUCUGUGCUGUUGUGUUAUUCUUGCAGCUAGGGAUGUGCUCAGAUUAGUUGAAGGGCUUGCUUUUGAUGGGCAUUGUGGAUUGGGGAUUUCUAGCGUGCAAUUAGAGCAUUAGAGCUAUUUUCUAAAGCCAUUGUCCUAAUUCUCUACGAUUGGACUCAUAAGCAUAUACACUGUGUACUGCAUUUUGUGAAUGCUUAAUGUGUUGUGUUUCCUGUGCUGUAAUUCCGAGAAGCUGCAUUGUGGAUUGUGUGGUGUUUUGAAGCUUUUUAGAUCUGUGUUUUAGUUGUGGAGAGUGUAUGCCGUGCCCUUGCUCAAACUUGAGCUAUUGCUUCAGUUUAGAUCUGUAUUUUCGGCAUAUCUGAUAGCAGUCUAUAAAAGUAUCUUUUUCCUUCUUUUUUUCUUUUUUUAAUUAUUGAAGUAUGUUACACUUGUAGAUCAGGGGCAUUCAUUACGUGGUGUUGUUUCUGCAUUGAAUACAUUUGUGGGCGCCCUGAUUGAUACACACACUGAAGUUGCACACCCAUCUAAGCUAAUUUCGUUACCAUCUCUGUCUCUAUGGUCUUUUCCCAUUGCAUGUUCUAUCUGAAAAAUCUUUCAGUUGUGUCAUUGUCAUAAAAGUUCAGGUUUGAAGUGGGUUUCUGCUACUCUAUUGAAUUGUAGAUUUUCAAUGGCUUCAAGUCUUUGCAUUUUGGUGCUGGCCCUUUGCAUUGGAGCCGCAGUAGCAGGGCAUGACUAUGGUGCUGCCCUUAGCAAAAGCAUCCUUUUUUAUGAGGCACAGAGAUCUGGCCUUCUUCCUGCCAAUCAGAGAGUCACCUGGCGUUCUCAUUCUGGUCUCCAAGAUGGGAAGGCGAAUGGGGUUGAUCUCGUAGGAGGCUAUUACGAUGCCGGAGAUAACGUCAAAUUUGGCCUGCCAAUGGCAUUUACAGUGACAAUGCUAUCAUGGAGUGUUAUAGAAUAUGGUAAGCAAAUGGCGAGCAGUGGGGAGUUGGGUCAUGCAAUGGAUGCUAUCAAAUGGGGUAGUGAUUAUCUUAUCAAAGCUCACCCAGAGCCUGAUGUAUUGUAUGGAGAGGUGGGCGAUGGCAGCUCAGAUCAUUAUUGUUGGCAAAGGCCAGAGGAUAUGACCACUCCUCGCCAAGCAUACAGAAUUGAUGCAAACAAUCCAGGCUCAGAUCUUGCAGGAGAAACAGCUGCUGCAAUGGCUGCUGCUUCAAUAGUUUUCAGACACUCAAAUCCUGCAUACUCUAAUGAGCUUCUCAGUCAUGCUAGACAGCUCUUUACAUUUGCUGAUAAAUACAGAGGCAAAUAUGAUAGCAGCAUCACCGUUGCACGGAAGUACUAUGGUUCUAUGAGUGGAUAUGCGGAUGAGCUUCUUUGGGCGGCCGCAUGGCUUCAUGAAGCUACUGGGGAUCUAUCUUACAUGGAGUACCUAAUUAACAAUGCUGGUCCCCUUGGUGGAACUGGGUGGGCAAUGACGGAAUUCAGUUGGGAUGUCAAGUAUGCCGGAGUUCAAGUUCUGGCAUCCAAGUUCCUUAUGCAAGGUAGAGGAAAGCAAAGUGAGGCUGUAUUGCAAGGUUACCAGGAAAAAGCAGAGUACUUCCUCUGUGCAUGUAUGCAGAAAGGAAAUCGAAAUGUGCAGAGAACACCUGGUGGGCUUCUGUAUGUGCAGAAAUGGAACAAUAUUCAGUUUGUGACAAGUGCCUCUUUUCUCCUCUCAGUUUAUUCUGAUUACCUUACUUCUGCUGGCAAAAGCGUGCAAUGCCCGAUGGGAUCUGUGCAGCCCUCAGAGCUUCUAGCCUUAGCCAAAUCUCAGGUUGAUUAUAUCCUUGGAGACAACCCUAGAGCAACGAGCUAUAUGGUUGGAUAUGGCAGCAACUAUCCCAGCCAAGUUCACCACAGAGCUUCGUCUAUAGUAUCAUACAAAGUGGACUCAUCAUUUGUGAGCUGCAAGGGGGGUUACGCAACUUGGUUUAGCAGGAAGAGCAGCGACCCUAAUGUUUUGGUGGGUGCUAUUGUUGGAGGUCCUGAUGGGAAUGAUAAUUUCGCAGAUGAAAGAGACAACUAUGAGCAGACAGAGCCUGCCACUUAUAACAAUGGCCCUCUAAUUGGUCUUUUGGCCAGACUAAAUAGAGGUGCUGGCUUCAAUCAGCUCCUUCCAGUUGUUGUUCCUGCCCCAACAAACACACCCACGACAUCUCCAUCUCCAGCAACCACGCCAAAACCAUCUCCUUCCCCAGCAGGCAACACUCCACUUGUGGUAUCACAGACAGUGACCUCCUCUUGGGGCUACAGCGGACGGACUUACUACAGAUAUUCUGCACUUAUAACAAACAAAUCUAAGCAAACUGUGAAGAACCUUAAGCUGGCAAUUCAAGGGCUUUAUGGCCCUGUUUGGGGUUUGUCAAAAACAGAAGACUCCCUUUACAGCUAUCCCAAAUGGUUACAAUCCCUUUCCCCAGGGCAGAGUUUUGAUUUUGUCUACAUACAUGCAGGUCCUCAAGCUUCCAUCUCUGUAUCUAGUUAUGACUUGAAUUGAUCUGAACCGUGUUUUCUGUUCUACGUUUUAUGGUAUUUAUAGUUUAAUAGGAAAGAGUCACAGGCAGAGUCAUCAAUUUGUCGUUCUAUAUGAGUUCCUGGUCAUUUGACAGGUAUUAGUCUCGCAAGUGAACUAAUCCACCUCGAGUGUUUUGAGUCCUAUCCAUUCCGUUGCCUUUCUUCAUUGAAGAUUUUAAUGCCUCCUAAAUCAGGUCUGUACAGUCUUGUGAACAAAAAAGUAUUGUUAUAGUAUUGUUUGAGGCAGAUAAGAGGAGAAUGAAGUGAAGAGAGAAUUACUGUGCUCAUCCUUCAGCUCCUUAUUGUUCAUCUCAAGUCCCAUUGUCCAUUUACUGCUGCAUUUACUGCUGUCAAGGUAACUGUUAUAUAUGUGCAUGUGUUGUUUUUAUGGUCGAUAUCUCCAUCUUUGUAAAACUGAGUGAAGAGGAUUAAAAUUGAGGGAAGAAGAUUUUGCUGGGCCUAGCACCACUCUCUGCAAGAAAGUAGAGAUGUUGAGAAGUUAUAGGUCUACUGCCUUUUUUUGUAAGUUUUUGUUUUGAAGAUGUGAUUUAAUGGAGAAGUGAUUUUAUUGUUAAA
Cryptomeria japonica (Japanese cedar) is the source of this 3471-nucleotide messenger RNA. RefSeq names its product endoglucanase 19. NCBI's taxonomy places the organism in Eukaryota, Viridiplantae, Streptophyta, Pinopsida, Cupressales, Cupressaceae. Gene Ontology annotation, molecular function: hydrolase activity, hydrolyzing O-glycosyl compounds; carbohydrate binding. Gene Ontology annotation, biological process: carbohydrate metabolic process. The record is from RefSeq and is a predicted model, not a curated record. The coding region runs from base 1013 to 2878 and encodes 621 amino acids. The transcript is spliced from 9 exons.